Messenger RNA from Anopheles maculipalpis, 936 nucleotides. It is a transcript of the gene sina, whose product is annotated as E3 ubiquitin-protein ligase sina. Gene Ontology annotation, molecular function: ubiquitin protein ligase activity; zinc ion binding; ubiquitin conjugating enzyme binding. NCBI's taxonomy places the organism in Eukaryota, Metazoa, Arthropoda, Insecta, Diptera, Culicidae. The transcript has a single exon. The coding region runs from base 1 to 936 and encodes 311 amino acids. The record is from RefSeq and is a predicted model, not a curated record. Gene Ontology annotation, biological process: proteasome-mediated ubiquitin-dependent protein catabolic process; multicellular organism development. Gene Ontology annotation, cellular component: cytoplasm.
AUGCUGACGGUGGUGACGGUGACUCCAACUCCAGCGCAUCCGCCACACACGGCAAACGCACCAGCACCAGAGCCACACACCAUGUCGAACAAGCUGAACAACCCGAAGCGCCGCGAGGUGACGGGUUCGUCGUCGUCCAACUCCUCCAUUUCGUCGGUAGGCGCUGGGGACAAUGGCAUAUCGGCCGACCUGGCCUCACUGUUCGAGUGUCCCGUGUGCUUCGAUUACGUGCUGCCCCCGAUACUGCAGUGCCAGAGCGGCCACCUGGUGUGUACCAGCUGCCGCUCGAAGCUGACCUGCUGUCCCACCUGUCGCGGUUCGCUCGGUAACAUACGCAAUCUGGCGAUGGAGAAAGUGGCCUCCAAUGUGAAGUUUCCCUGCAAACACUCCAAUCACGGCUGCACCAUCUCGCUCGUGUACACCGAAAAGGCGGAACACGAGGAGGCGUGCGAGUUUCGACCGUAUCUGUGCCCGUGUCCCGGUGCAUCCUGCAAGUGGCAGGGUUCGCUCGACUACGUUAUGCCCCACCUGAUGAUGUCGCACAAAAGCAUUACCACGCUCCAGGGCGAAGAUAUUGUGUUUCUCGCCACCGAUAUUAAUCUGCCCGGUGCAGUCGAUUGGGUGAUGAUGCAAUCGUGCUUCGGCCAUCACUUUAUGCUGGUGCUCGAAAAGCAGGAAAAGUAUGAUGGGCACCAACAGUUCUACGCUAUCGUACAGCUAAUCGGUUCGCGGAAGGAAGCGGAAAACUUUGCCUAUCGGUUGGAGCUGAACGGGAAUCGGCGUCGGCUUACGUGGGAAGCAAUGCCCCGGUCCAUCCACGAGGGAGUGGCAAGCGCAAUUCUCAACUCCGACUGUCUGGUGUUCGAUACGUCGAUCGCGCAGCUGUUUGCCGACAAUGGUAAUCUGGGCAUUAACGUUACUAUUUCCGUCGUUUAA